Molecule: messenger RNA, 1189 nt
Organism: Corylus avellana
Lineage: Eukaryota; Viridiplantae; Streptophyta; Magnoliopsida; Fagales; Betulaceae
Source: RefSeq, a predicted model, not a curated record
AUGCAUGUGAAUGUGAAUAUAUUCGUGAGCAAUCUUCACUUUUACAAUGUUCCAUUGUUGGCCAGCAACCGUGCUGCUGCAUUUCAACAGUUGGUUAAGCUUAACAAAGCUCUUGCUGAUGCUGAAAUAACAAUUUCACUGAAAUCUCAGUGGGAAAAGGGAUAUUUCAGGAAAGGAUGCAUAUUAGAGGCCAUGGAACAAUACGAUGAUGCAUUAGCUGCCUUCCAAACAACUUUGCAAUACAAUCCACAAAGUUCUGAAGUAUCAAGAAAGAUCAAGAGGGUUUCCCAGUUGGCGAGAGACAAAAAGAGAGCUCAAGAAGUGGAGAACAAGAGAUUGAAGGUUGAUGUGGGAAAGAACUUGGAUACAUUGAAAUCAGAAAUGUCUGAAAAGUACGGAUCUGAAGAAUGCUGGAAAGACAUUUUUUCUUUUCUUGUUGAGACAAUGGAGACAGCUGUAAAAUCAUGGCAUGAAAGUUCGAAAGUGGAUCCAAGAGUCCACUUCCUUCUUGAUAGGGAAAAGACCCAGACUGAUAAAUACGCCCCAAAUGUGAAUAUUGAUAAGUUGCCUAGGGGAAACAAAGGAAAACAAAAAAAAGAGAAGGCAUAUUCAAGCUAGAAGUUGAAAGUGCAGUUGACAACCGGUAUCAAAACACUUCUUUACAUGUCUGGAAAGGUCAAGGAUCAAGAAAGUGGAAACAUGGGCAACAUGAUGGUUUCUUUGUUCAAUUUGAGUCACCAUCGCUGCGAAAGCUAUGGUUUAUUCCUAGCUCCAAUGAAAUGGGACAAACAUUGUGCAGGGAUCCAGAGGUUCUCGACAUCAGUGCCCAUGAAGUGCUUCCACGCCUGUUCAAGGAAACGCUUUCCAAUUCUUAGUAGUCUUUGUUAUCUUGGCUGGAGUUUCCAUUAUAGAAAUUUGGGUCAUCUGCCAAAGUUGGAGGGCUAUGAGUUUAAAAGAAAUACACAACUUUGAGGUGGUAAAUGCUUGCCAGCGCUCGCUUUUCUUUGUCAUACCAUGUGUGUAUUCCAGUUUUAAACCCUCUCUGAAAAUUCUGCAAGAUUUUUUGAGUGCUUUGGUUUUGCAGAUACUUUUUGUUAUAUGAAUGCUUUUCCUAUACUUUGGUGACAAGGAGGGCUUUGGCUCUUGAACUAAGUGGGUCAUUUCUGAUGCUGAUACCAUAUUACUAACA